Molecule: messenger RNA, 2366 nt
Organism: Clupea harengus (Atlantic herring)
Lineage: Eukaryota; Metazoa; Chordata; Actinopteri; Clupeiformes; Clupeidae
Gene: dnm3a
Product: dynamin 3a
Biological process (GO): synaptic vesicle budding from presynaptic endocytic zone membrane; receptor internalization
Cellular component (GO): plasma membrane; microtubule; cytoplasm
Molecular function (GO): GTP binding; microtubule binding; GTPase activity
Source: RefSeq, a predicted model, not a curated record
ACACUGCAGUCAGAUCUAUUGUGAAACAAACAUUAAUACUAUAUUGAACAAACCAUUUAUAUAUUUGUAAAGGCAAUGGUUUGAGCGAAUUAGAGAGGUUCUGUAUACUUUUGCCACGAAUAUGUCAACUUUCAAACCGAGGUGUGGCUGCUCAGUCUUGAACUAACCAAGCGCGUGCGCAAAUGACCGUUAGCUGUCAGUGCGUGAAGGCUCGUCUUCCCGAAGCAGAGAUUGUUCCAGCCAAGUUGGAUCCACAGAAGACUCGGUUCGCUGAAUGGUAACACUGGGUAUAUGAAAUGGCCGAGGAAAUGUUUACUUUUUCACUUUCAUUUGUCGGUUCUACUUAACCCGUUUGUCGGAGUACUGAAGUUAAAGUUUAGUCAGACCAGUCGUGAGUAGACUUUUCAUGUCCUGAACUGGACCGUUCUGGUACCGAAUGUGGCAGUGAUAUGAAAGCGGAUAUUUCGACAUUCUCGUUUCAAGUUAGCCAGAAAGGCUGGUCUUCAUUUCAGUCACCUGCAUCCCCGUGGCUGUGUCACCAUGGGUAACCAGGGGAUGGAGGAGCUCAUCCCUUUAGUCAACAAGUUGCAAGAUGCUUUCAGUGCAAUUGGACAAAUAUGCAAUCUGGACCUCCCUCAAAUCGCUGUUGUUGGGGGACAGAGCGCAGGGAAGAGCUCAGUAUUAGAAAACUUUGUUGGCAGGGACUUCCUGCCCAGAGGUUCAGGCAUUGUUACACGAAGGCCCCUGGUCCUGCAGCUUGUCAAUCACGAUACAGAAUAUGCUGAGUUCCUCCAUUGUAAAGGCAGGAAAAUGACCGACUUUGAAGAGGUACGGAAAGAGAUUGAAUCAGAGACAGAGAGAUUGACAGGAGCUAAUAAGGGCAUCUCACCGGUCCCCAUCAACCUACGGAUUUACUCACCCAACGUGCUGAACCUGACUCUGAUCGAUCUGCCGGGCAUCACCAAGGUGCCAGUGGGAGACCAGCCUCCAGACAUCGAGUAUCAGAUCCGUGACAUGAUCAUGCAGUUCAUCUGCAGGGACAACUGCCUCGUCCUCGCUGUGACUCCUGCCAACAUGGACCUGGCCAGCUCAGACGCUCUCAAGCUGUCCAAAGAUGUGGACCCUCAGGGCCAGCGAACCAUUGGUGUGAUCACCAAACUGGACCUAAUGGGAGGGACGAAUGCCAGGGACAUCCUGGAGAACAGGUUACUACCCCUACGGAGAGGCUACAUAGGGAUAGUGAACCGCAGUCAGAAGGACGUUGAUGGGAAGAAGGAUAUCAAGGUGGCCCUGGCUGCUGAAAGAAUGUUCUUCCUGUCUCACCCUGCGUAUAAACACAUAGCCCACUCCAUGGGCACUGCUUACUUGCAGCAAGUGCUCAACCAGCAACUGACAAAUCACAUCCGGGAAACACUUCCGGCAUUCCGCAGUAAGCUGCAGAGCCAGCUGCUGGUACUAGACAAGGAGGCAGAGGAAUAUCGUCAGUACCAGCCAGAUGACCCCUCACGCAAAACCAAAUUACUGCUACAACUGGUUCAGUACUUUGGGGUGGACUUUGAGAAGAAGAUUGAAGGCUCCGGUGAUCAGGUGGACACGGUGGAGUUAUCAGGAGGAGCCAAAAUCAACCGCAUCUUCCAUGAGCGAUUUCCUUUUGACCUGGUCAAGAUGGAGCUGGAUGAGAGGGAGCUGCGGCGAGAGAUCAGCUACGCCAUUAAGAACAUCCAUGGCAUCAGGACAGGCCUGUUCACUCCAGACUUGGCGUUUGAGGCCAUGGUGAAGAAGCAGAUAAUCAAGCUCAGAGGGCCUUGCCUCAAGUGUGUGGAUAUGGUGACCGAGGAGCUCAUUAGGACAGUGCACCAGUGCACUAGAAAGUUGGCUAGCUAUCCUAAACUGCAGGAGGAAACAGAGAGGAUUGUGGCCACUCACAUUCGGGACCAAGAGAGUCGUUCCAAGGACCAGGUUUUGCUGCUUAUUGAGAUCCAACUCUCCUACAUAAACACAAACCACGAAGACUUCAUCGGGUUCACUAAUGCUCAACAGAGAACCAGUCAGCCAAGUAAAAAGAUUGCUGCAGGAAAUCAGGGUGCCGUUUACUUACUUCACCGUCAAAUUGUACGGGUCCAGUUUUUGUAAGCCUUAUUGCUGUCUCCAUCCUUUUUUUCUCUGUGUGAAUGUGGGAAUGUAUUUUUGUGAGAGAGAAAGAGAAAUGCUAACAAGACCACCAUCACCUUUUCACCAUCAGCAUGAGAAACGGCGCACACAAAAUCACUCUCAAGGACACAACUGGCAUCUGACUUUCUCCCUUGUCCAAUAUUCUUGUUAACUUCAAAUUAAUUCUGAGGAGGUCCAUCGCAAGAAUUCAGAUG